UUUUUUUUUUUUUCCUGCUCAUCGUUUUUUUUCUCUUUUAUAUUUAAAAUAUAUAUUUACAUAUAUAAAAUAUAUCUAUUUAUCGGAACUCAUUUUUCUUAACGACACUUGCUAACGUCAUAAAAAAAAGAAAAAGAGAAAUUUGAUAUUUAUUUCGGAAACCAAAAAAAAAACAACCACAAUAUAUACAUAUAUAUAUAUUAAAAAAUAAAAUAUGGCACGAAAUUUCAUAAUUUCGUUUUUGGUUUUACUCUUUAUUAUAACAUUCACAAAUUCAAUCCCACUGGAUGAAAGGUCGAUAUCUCACAGGGGAGAAUCAUCAAUAGUUAAGCGACAAGAUAGUCCACCAUAUUAUGUAUUACAUGCUUUUUUCGAACCAGAAUUUGAUCCUUUUGGUGAGGUUGGCGAAUAUGUAACAGGAACAUUUACUUUUACUCUAAUGAAUGACGGUGGAAUUAGAGUGAUUGGUCAAUGUAAUACUGGUUUUACUGAUCCAGAUCCAAGCGUUUACUCUAUUAUAAUUGUAAGAAGACCUGUGUGUCCUACAUAUAUUUCACAUUUGGACUUGACACCAUUUUUACAAUAUUAUAUUAAUGUUCCUGGAACUUCUGGUUUUCAACAUGAUUUUUAUAAUACCUUCACUUUAGAAGAAAUUCAUCAUAUGUUUGUAGUAGUUAAAAUGGGUGCUACUCCAAUAGGUGCUGCCUACAUUCAAGCUGUUGGGGAGGAUUAGUGUUUAAUAAUAUAAGUAAAUAUUAAUAAGAAUUAAGGGAGAAUUAUGU
Messenger RNA from Rhizophagus irregularis DAOM 181602=DAOM 197198, 782 nucleotides. RefSeq lists its product as uncharacterized. The record is from RefSeq and is a predicted model, not a curated record. Lineage: Eukaryota; Fungi; Glomeromycota; Glomeromycetes; Glomerales; Glomeraceae.